GGGGACUUGCGGAGCAGCAUGAGCAGUCGGCCAAUGUGACCUUCGUCUGAGUCGAGCGUCGCUGUUCAACAUUCACGAAGAAGAACUCUGCGGCGAACACAAAAAAAGAGAGAAAAAACAACCGAGAGGAGAUUCAAAGGAAAGCACGGAGGCGCACGAGGGAGGAGGCGAAAAACAACAGCCCGCCGACUCAUCCGUCCCUCUGUCCAUCACCGAGCCACAGGUCCAGCAAACCGGAGCUGACUCGGCAGCCAUGGGUGGGACGAGGGUCUUACUCCUGAUGUUGCUGGUUGGAUGGGAAAGGUCAGCGGCGCUUAACUGGAACCCAGUCCCUCGCAAGACCGUUCGAUACCAAGAUGGGCAGGACAGCAUGGCGAGGUUCAGCGUUCAGGGAGUGUUCAACUACAGCAUGCUGACUCUGUCUGACCACGAGAGGGUUCUGUACGUCGGCGCCCGGGAAACGCUGUUCGCCCUGGACCCCAACGACAUCAGCAGACAACUCCGACCACAGAUCGACUGGCCGGCUCCGCAGGACAAGAAGAGGGAAUGUGUCUCCAAGGGGAAGAACAACCAGACUGAGUGCUUCAACUACAUUCGCUUCCUGCAGAGCUACAACCACACACACCUCUACACCUGCGGCACCUACGCCUUCCAGCCCAAAUGCAAUUACAUUAAAGCGGACGAUUUUACCCUCAACCCGGCAGCUCUGGAGGAUGGGAAGGGAAAAUGUCCAUAUGACCCUGCCAAAGGCCACACUGGUCUCAUUGUGGAUAAGGAGCUGUACUCAGCGACGCUCAACAACUUCCUGGGCACGGAGCCGGUCAUUCUGAGAAACCUGGGCCAGCAGCAUUACAGCAUGAAGAGUGAAUACUUGCCUGCCUGGCUAAACGAGCCGGACUUUGUGGGCUCGGCCCUGGUGAGGGAGAGCAGCGGCAGCAAAGACGGUGACGACGACAAGAUCUACUUCUUCUUCAGCGAGCGAGCGCUGGAGCUGGACUGCGACACCGAGCUCACCGUGGCCAGAGUGGCCCGCGUCUGCAAGGGUGAUCUGGGUGGCACCAGGACCCUGCAGAAGAAGUGGACCACCUUCCAGAAAGCCCGGCUGGAGUGCUCCCUGCCGGAGCGCCACGUUUCCUUCAACAACCUGCGGGCCGUCUUCACGCUGCCGGGGCCCGACUGGCGAGGGACGACCUUCUACGGCAUCUUUCACGCUCAGUGGUCAGUAUGAGAGGAAAAGGCACGC
Molecule: messenger RNA, 1243 nt
Organism: Poecilia latipinna (sailfin molly)
Lineage: Eukaryota; Metazoa; Chordata; Actinopteri; Cyprinodontiformes; Poeciliidae
Product: semaphorin-4C-like
Exons: 10
Coding region: 254-1228 (324 amino acids)
Biological process (GO): negative chemotaxis; positive regulation of cell migration; semaphorin-plexin signaling pathway
Cellular component (GO): plasma membrane; synaptic vesicle membrane
Molecular function (GO): semaphorin receptor binding; chemorepellent activity
Source: RefSeq, a predicted model, not a curated record